GCAUCCACUUAACCUGCCCUUUACCACUUCGUUCGACCGUCUUUGCUACUUCAUCCCACCACCCAACUACUCGUAACAAAAUGAAGUUCUCACACGUUUUGCCGCUGGCGGCAUUGAGCACGGCUCUGGUUGUGCCACCGCAGGAAGUCUUCGAGAAUGUAGCUAUUGAAGACAAUCACCGCCAAAGCGGCUGGUACCAGGAGGUGAAGGAGACCGAGAAUGAGAUCCUCUCCGGCUUCAAAAAGCACUUCAACGAAGUGACCGAGACUUCCAAGAACGCCUGGAACAAGCUCGCCUUGAGCUCCAAGAGUGCACUUGAUCAGGCAUGGGAGACGGCCACGGAGACCGCAGAGGUUGCAAAGGACAAGGUCCAUGAAACUGCUUUUGACAUGGAGUCAUGGUUGUCAUCAGAGGCAAACAGCUUGUACGAGUCUCUCGAUGACCCGCACCACGGUCCUCCCCAUGAUGGCCCGCCACACGACGGUCCUCCACAUGACGGUCCCGGCCACCACCCACACCACCCGCCACACCACGGCAAGCCGAACAUGACCGUCUACCAGCUCAUCAACGAGUCCAAGUACACGACCAAGCUUGCCAAGCUCAUCAACAAGUUCCCGGAAAUUGCCAAGGGCUUGAACAGCACCGAGCACAACUACACCAUCUUCGCUCCGUCCGAUAAGGCUUUCGAGAAAAUUCCAGAGCACGCCCCUGAGCCCGACGAGGAGAAGCUCAAGCAGAUCCUCAGCUACCACGUCGUCGAUGGCUUCUACCCCGCUGGCCGUGUCCUCAAGACGCACACGGCACCCACUUACCUCAAGGUCGACUCUCUGGCCUCCGAGCAGAAGCCGCAGCGCGUGGCCUUCAAGAUCACCCUCCGUGGCCUGACCGUCAACUUCUACAGCCGCAUCGUCGCCGUCGACAUCUUCGGCACCAACGGUGUCAUCCACGGCGUCGACACGCUCCUCAUCCCACCACCAAACGUCAUCAAGGUCAUUGACCUCCUGCCAACUGAGUUCAGCACCCUCGAGCUCGGUCUCGGAAAGACCGGUCUGCUUGAGACCCUCAACACCACCGAACACGCCGGUGGCACCUUCUUCGCGCCUUCCAACUUCGCCUUCCAGAAGCUUGGCCCGCGGAUCAAUGCCUUCCUCUUCUCCCAGGUCGGCCUCAAGUACCUCAAGGCUCUCCUCGAGUACCACGUCGUGCCGGACAACACCCUUUACAGCGACGCCUACUACAAGGCGGGGACGUCCGAGCAGGAUGUACCCAAGGGUCUCUUCCAUGUCGACCUACCGACCAUGCUCGAGGAUCACAGCCUGGCCGUCGAUAUCGCCCGCUACGGUGGUUUCAUCACCAUGAAGGUCAACGCCUUCGCACGCGUUGUCGUACAGGAUGGCAUUGCGGAGGAUGGCGUGAUCCAGGUUGUCUCGGAUGUGCUUGUGCCGCCGAAGAAGCUUGGAGGAGCUGCCAGUGAGAAGGUCGAAUACUGGAGCGGCGAGGACAUGAGUGUAGAGGAGUUCAAGGAACGCCUUGAGCCCUACAUCCAGCAACAUGACUUGUAGUCUCGACAUUAGUCUUGACUGCAUGAUUGGUGUUGGCGACACUGUAAUAUAAUGCAGCUAGAAGCUUGUAGCAUAGCACACAACAAAUGACGUGCACUAGAACGCUUUACCUGCACACGCCAUCUGAGAUGUCCAAUUUACAUUCAUCCGGCCAUCUCGUAGCGAAUCCUGGAAAAUCGCAAGCAACAUACACAAGCCAUGUGCGUGUUGAAUCAAAUCGGCAGGCAGUACAUAUAUGGUAUGAUCGGCUAGUGAUUCAUGUUCGAACACGGUACACUUCAAUGGUGGCGAAAGGACGUGAUUAAUAGGCGUGAAAUGACCAGUGUGGCGAUUAGCUUUUCGUUGUAUUCAUUCGCAUGUGAUCAAGUCUACAACCGUCUUUCCAUCGGGCUUUGGGAUAUCAGUAACCGUCCAUUGAUUGAAGCACCAUUGCAUCAUCUAGUACCUAUGGCCGCAGCCGGUUUACAGCACGCUAUUCGGGUAUCAAG
Molecule: messenger RNA, 2050 nt
Organism: Baudoinia panamericana UAMH 10762
Lineage: Eukaryota; Fungi; Ascomycota; Dothideomycetes; Mycosphaerellales; Teratosphaeriaceae
Exons: 1
Coding region: 81-1562 (493 amino acids)
Biological process (GO): macroautophagy
Cellular component (GO): fungal-type vacuole membrane
Source: RefSeq, a predicted model, not a curated record